AUUUAACCCUUCAGCACCUGGGGCUAAUCAUCUCCCUCUAUUCAAAUCAACACAACUCAUACAUUAAUUACACAGUAAAUGGUUAUUGAUAUCAAUAUUGUAAUACACAUUUUGUAAUAUCAAUUUCAGUGUUCAGCCAGCAGUUGUUUAAAAAAUAAAUCCUAACAUGGUUUAUCUCUCUCCAUGGUAUUGAUCCUUUGCACUGCAGGAUCAAUGCUUAAAUUAUUUCUCAACAGGUCACAACUAUUAUGAGCACGACUGAAACCUUUUAUUAAUUUUUAAGCUUAGUCAAUCAGUAUGAAAGUGAACAGAAAAACAAAAUCAAUCAAUCAACCUAAAUUCUACAUAAUGUAAUUUCUUACAGUGUGUCUCUCUUUUUGUAGUGGCCAUUUAGAGGCAGGUCAUAACAAAUAGGGGCUUGUCCACAGCCAGCAGAAGUUCCUGGGUUUAGAUACCAGCAGUGCCUUCAGACAUGUUCAGUUUGUGACUUGUGCCUCUGGUAGCAGCGUGAACACGGUGUUGAUAGGGUACUGAUCAGUGGAUUUGGUCCAGCGGUGUGCUGCAUGUCCAGUCAGGCUGCAGUGUUUUUGGGAUGUUCGCGGUCCGGCGUCGGUUGUUUGGUGCCCUCCACAUGGAUGGACAGGAGGAAGUGUUGUGUUCAGCUGUCAGUUCAUCCGUCCAGAGGGCUGAUAGAUGAAAAGUUCAACGUCCAGGUUCAGAAGUUUCUCCCUGGUUGUCAGCUAACUGUCCAUGCCCUCCACCGGUGUGAAGACAGGAAUAGUUGGGAAGCAUUCGGUCACUACAUGACAGAUGCCAGCGGGACUGUGAACGUUUCACAGGAUACCAGUGUGGGUGGGACAUAUUCUGGGGUUGAAGCGAUGGGUCUACUGUGGAGCCUCAGACCAGUUCCAGGCAGCAAACCAGGGCUGAGGUUGAGGAAGAAGAACGUCCAGACUCCCAUGGAGGUCACAAUUUCAGUGUACCAGGGUCACCAGACAGAGGGCUUUGUGGAUCAGGUGCCUCUGGCCAGUGUGUUGGUGGAGCGUUGGUACAUGGCACCCGGCGUCCGCAGAAUCCCAGUCACAGAGGAUGGACUCACUGCGACCCUCUUCCUGCCUGCAGGACCUGGACCUUUCCCUGGUGUCCUGGACCUGUGGGGGGCAGGAGGGCAGUUGGUGGAAUAUCGUGCAGCGCUGCUAGCCUCCCAUGGCUUCGCUUCUCUGGCCCUCGACUACCUUACAUGUAAAAUCACCAUGGAAACUGGAAAGAUGGUGGACAACCAGUACUUUGAGACAGCCUACAGAGUCCUGCAGCAGCAUCCUCAAGUCCUCAGCAGCAGGAUGGCCAUGUUGGGCUUUUCCUUUGGCACCAGUUUUACUUUCAAAAUGGCUGUUUACUCCCAGGUUAUAAAGCUCAGAUGUGCAGUGUGUAUUGGGGGGAGUCACGUGCAGCCAAUCGAUGCGUCUGUGAAAGAAAUGUUCACUUAUUUUAACAACAAUGCCUCAAAAAUUCGCGUCAAUGAGAAGAAUGAGGUGAUUUGGCGAGAUGUGUUCCAGCCUACCGCAGACCCCUCAAUCAAAGUGGAUAUGGGACGUCUUCAGUGUCCUCUGUUGCUGGUUGUGGGUGAAGACGAUCAGAACUGGCCUGCCUCUGAGGCUGCAAAGGAUAUGAAGGAGAUGAUGGAGCGAGCAGGGAACAGCCACCUGCUGACCAUCCUGUCGUACCCAAAAACAGGUCACCUGAUUGAACCACCGUACACACCACACGUCCGAGCCAGCAUCUUCAGAAUAUUCGACACACAUCAGAAGUUGAUGCUUCUGUGGGGCGGACAGACGGUGGAACAUUCUCGUGCUCAGGAGGACGCCUGGAAGAAGAUCUUGGUCUUUCUGAGGGAGAAUCUGUACGGCGCUGCAAACCCUAGUGCAACAUUAUCAUCCCACCUGUAACCAAGAUGACAGCUAAUGACUGCAGAGAUCCGAAGUGAAGUAAAAAUUAUAGUUUUUUCCUCAAAGACAAUGUCAGGUUAUGCACAGUGGGAACACUGCUAAAGCUAUCCAGGCUGUAGUUGCUGUUCAGGUGAUGGUUCUCUGUAGGAUCAUCAAUGUGAUCAUCCAAUCACAUCAAAGUUUCUUCACUCUGAAGAUCUAAAGAAGCAAAGCUGCAACCAUGCCUUGAUCUAUCUAAUAUUUUUUUUUAAUUUGUUUAUUUAUAUAGUGUCAAAAAAUAGUGAAAAAUGCCCAUUAAGGUUUUUUAGAGCACAGUAUCUUCUCAAAUGUCUCAUUUUAUCUCACCAUCAAUCCAAAGUCCCAAAUUAUUUAAUUUUCUGAGCUAUAAAGGAGAAAUGCUGAAAAUUCUCACAUUAGAGAAGCAGGAACCCCAGAAUGUCCAGCGUUUCUCUUUCUACAUGACUGAAUGAUCAAUUCUUAGAUAGUUGUCAAAUAAACUUCAUUCAGUUCAUA
This is a messenger RNA of Acanthochromis polyacanthus (spiny chromis), 2459 nucleotides long. RefSeq names its product peroxisomal succinyl-coenzyme A thioesterase-like. Gene Ontology annotation, molecular function: fatty acyl-CoA hydrolase activity. The transcript has 11 exons. The record is from RefSeq and is a predicted model, not a curated record. NCBI's taxonomy places the organism in Eukaryota, Metazoa, Chordata, Actinopteri, Pomacentridae. Gene Ontology annotation, biological process: fatty acid metabolic process; acyl-CoA metabolic process. The coding region runs from base 564 to 1946 and encodes 460 amino acids.